AUGGCGUCGGGCGGAGACCCGGAGCUGCUGCCCGCGCUGGUGGUGCGCAACAUCGGCGACAAGCUGUACGAGAAGCGCAAGACGGCGGCGCUGGAGGUGGAGCAGCUGGUGAAGAAGUUCGCCAGCACGGGACACAAGGAAAAGAUCAAGGCGCUGGUGGGGCGCCUGGUGGACGACUUCGCGCUGUCGGGCCAGGCCAACCUGCGCAAGGGCGGCCUGCUGUGCCUCGCCGCGGCCACUGUCGGCCUGCGGUCCGUCAACGACGAGAACCUGAACAACCUGAGCUUCCCGCGGCUGCUGGGCGACAUCGUGCGCCCCGUGGCGCUGUCCCUCUCCGACCAGGACUCCCGCGUGCGCUACUACGCCUGCGAGGCCUUGUUCAACAUCGCCAAGGUCACGCGGGAGGACUUCAUCACCGACAAGUACCUCUUCCAGGAGGUCUUCUCCGCGCUGUUCCGCCUCUACGGCGACGCGGACGUCAAUGUCCAGAACGCCGCGCAGCACCUGGAUGAGGUGCUGAAGAACAUCGUGACGUCCAGCGCCGAGUUCGACCUGGAGGCGUUCAUCCAGCUGCUGAGGAGCUGCCUGUCGGUGCCAAACGCCCACAAGCGACAGUUCCUGAUCGGAUGGGUCACGGCGCUGUACAGCGAGCCCACUAUAGACAUGCUGCCCUACGUGCCAGAGAUCUCGGAGGGGCUGAUGAACAUGCUGAGCGACGAGCACAAGGAAAUCCGGACGUCUGCAUCCAGGGCCCUACAGGAUUUCCUGGUCGACAUCUCCCAAGCCUAUGAGGACACGGUGGACUUUCCAAAGGUGAUGGACAUGCUCAUCUCCAAGGCGAGCUCCCCAGAGACCACCACGUGCCUGACGGCCAUGAAGUGGAUGGACGCUGUGCUGCAGAAGAACAUCAUGGACGUAAUCGAGAAGUACGCACAGAUGGUUGGCGUUGUGCUGUCCUGCAUCAGCCACCCCAACCCGGACGUGCAGGAAAGCGCAGACUCAGUCAACACAUUGCUGCUGCAAAUGGACGAUGCAGAGGCAUGGGCACUGGUGGACAUGAGGGCACUGCUGGAGGCCAUCAGCAAGGAGCUUUCCAGCAACCAAGAGCCCACCAGGUUACAGGCGCUCAGGUGGUUCGAGUUCUUGCUGGAGCACAAUGGGAAAGCUGUGCUUGAAGAGAGUACAGUGGUCGUUGGUGCAGUGCUGGACGCACUGGCCAUGAACUGGGAGAAUGUCGUUCAAGCAUCGCUGAAGCUCCUUGCAGCCAUAGCACAGCAAGAAGGCCAUUUCAGUCCCGUUAUGGCAGAGGUGCUGGGCAGGUUCCGAGGCACAGAGGGCACACGACUCCUUCAUCGAUCAGGCUCGCAUAUAGUCCAACGGCUCUCUUGUCUGCUGGGACCACAGGAGGUUUACACAGAGUUGGCAUCCUUGCUUGAGCGUGGGAACAGCGAUGAUGGCUUCACAGGCACCAUGGUCCAGUCCCUGAACAUUUACCUUGUGACAGCCCCCGAGCUCAGGGACCUGCAGGUGCAACUCCAUCAGGGCCUGGCAGACGAAAAGUGUGCAACCCUGUUCAGGGCUUUGUACCCCUCUUGGUGCCACAGCGUCUCAGCAGUCCUCACGCUGUGCUUCCUGAGUCAGGCCUACGACCUCGCAUGGCUGCUCAUCAACAGCAUCGGCAACGUUGCGUGUGGCCCCUCCAUGAGCACUGUCGUGCAGAUCAUAAGGGUAGUGAAGCUUCUGGAGACACCGGCAUUCACAUACCUCAGGCUGCAGCUGCUCCAACCUGAAAGGUACCCUUACCUCAUGCAGUGCAUGCAUGGCCUCCUGAUGCUGCUGCCCCAGACGGAGGCCUUUAAGACUUUGUACGUCCGCCUGAAAUCGACGCCCGUUGUGCCCCUCUCCUUGGCCUCCUGCUCUGCCCUGUCCACGCCUGGCAAUGCCAAGCGGCCCCAAGGCGACGACCAUGGGGCACCCUCAGGCCUGGACUACAGCUCGCUGGUGGACAUAUUUGUGCGGUGCCAACAACGAAACGAGGAGAAGGAACGGCAUGCUUGCAAUGGGAAGUGA
This is a messenger RNA of Ostreobium quekettii, 2070 nucleotides long. The record is from the annotation of a GenBank genome assembly. Lineage: Eukaryota; Viridiplantae; Chlorophyta; Ulvophyceae; Bryopsidales; Ostreobiaceae.